Mesorhabditis belari is the source of this 1431-nucleotide messenger RNA. The record is from the annotation of a GenBank genome assembly. Lineage: Eukaryota; Metazoa; Nematoda; Chromadorea; Rhabditida; Rhabditidae.
AUGCGAGAUGUACAACUGGAAAAGAGUUGGAUAUUUUUGGUGUUGUUGAUUCUCGUUGGACUUUCAAGUGGAGAUGAUGUCAAGGAUUCGAAAGAGGAAUCGGAUAAUAAGUUGAGGGUUGAUGGAUCACAAUUUGUUGUCAGAGCUCGCUCGAAAUUUGUGGUCUCUUGUGUAUUCGCUGCAGAAGAAAUCUCAGACUUGGCUGAUAUUCAAUGGAAAACCGGCAAAGGGAAAUCAAUCGACGGAGAAACAAGCAGCAGUAUCUUCACAAUUGCUCUCGUCGAGCAUCGAACUGGACACAAAAAGCGAAAUCUACAUUUCUCAAUGAUCGAACAAAAAGAUGAGGGUGAUUAUGUUUGCGAGGCGAAAGAUUUAGAUGGAAAAAUUCAUCAAAGAAAGAUCAACAUCAAAGUGUUAGCUCCGGUUGAUUGGACGGAUACGUCAAAGGUUGUUGGUGGAUUGGUGGGAGAGCCGUUGACUAUCGACUGCUCAGCUAGAGGUUCCCCACCUCCAUCUAUUCAAAUCACUGAUGAAAAUGGAGAACCACUGAAUGAAGAACUCUUUACAAUUGCUGGAAACGACGUGACUGUGCGAUCGUUGAGUAAAGAUUUUGAUGGAAAAGUUGUCAGCUGUGUGGCUUUACAGAUCUUGAACGAUUUGGACACAACAAGCACAGAAUUGCGAGAUGUUACCAUCGAUGUUUGGCAUGUACCUGAAUUUCCGGCGGAGAAAAUCGAUCGAUACGCCAUUACGGGACGACAAGCAAUCCUCCCAUGCAAUGUAACUUCAUCAAAUCCUCCACCGGCUCAUUUCUUCUUUUUUAAAGAUGGAAAAGAGUUAAAAGAUUCUGAUGAGAAAUAUGAUCUUGUUGUUGAUGUCAAGGAGCAUUCAGCUGCAUUGAUUAUCAAAUCGGUGACUAUCGAUGACUUGGGAGAGUAUCGAUGUGAUGUAAACAAUCGAAAAGCCACCGGCAGUCUUGAAAUCAAUUUGAAGGAAGCAAGUCCACCAGAUGUUGUAAAAGCGACUGUUGAGAAAACAAGUCGACACUCAAUUUUAUGGAAAAUCGAUUGUGAUGAAGACGAGGGAGAGCUAGCUGUUCAACGAAUUGAUAUCGAUUUUGUUAGGAGAUCACUUUUAAAGAAAGGUGAUCCAGAUAAUGAGUCUGAUGAAUACGAUGAUCGAGGAGAUGAACACAUCUGGAAAACCCAAGCAUUGAAUAUUAGAAAGAAUAAAAGUGAUAACGAUUUGUAUGAGAUUUCGGGACUCCGAUCUGACACUGAUUAUAGCUUUCGAUUUCGAGCAGUCAGCGAAGCGGGAGAGGGAGAUCUUGUUGAAGUCGAGGCUCGAACGGAGGGAGAUGAGAUGUUAGCCGCUGCUUCUUCAUCCCUUUCCAUCUUUCUCAUUCCAAUCUUUCUCAUUUUUCAAUUCUUA